This is a messenger RNA of Myiozetetes cayanensis, 2627 nucleotides long. RefSeq names its product nuclear receptor coactivator 1-like. Gene Ontology annotation, molecular function: nuclear receptor binding. Gene Ontology annotation, cellular component: nucleus. Gene Ontology annotation, biological process: cellular response to hormone stimulus; positive regulation of transcription by RNA polymerase II. The record is from RefSeq and is a predicted model, not a curated record. NCBI's taxonomy places the organism in Eukaryota, Metazoa, Chordata, Aves, Passeriformes, Tyrannidae.
AUGUUCAGGGACACCUCCCCUUUAUUCCCUCUGGGGAGCUGCUGCUUCCCGGAGCCAUUCCCGGGAUUCUCCAGCGAGCCGGACGCACAUUCACAUUCCCGCUCCGUGGUGGCUCCAUCCCUCACCCUUCCCUUUCUUCCCUCCAUCCCGCAGUUCUCUGCCGAGCUGGAGCAGCUGGAUCAGCUCCUGCCCUCCCUGGAGAAGGCGCCGCAGCUGCCGGGAAUGUGCGAGCGGAGCGACGGCGGAAUGUCCGGAAUAUCCGGAAUAUCCGGAGGAGUGUCCGGAGUGCCGGUGAAGCCGGAGCUGUUGGCACCUCCCCUCCAGCCCAGCACGGCUGCCAGAGCUCCCUCGGGAAUGCCCCCUCUGGGUGUUCCUUCGGGCCGGGCCCCUCUGGAAUUCUGUGAUUCCCUGGAUCCCUCCUCCUCUCUCCGUGCGGCUCCGUGUCCCGCCGGGAGCCCCCCGGGCCGAGGGCCGGCCCAGCCGGGAAGGGGCCCUGGGAAUGCUCCCAAUCCCUUCCCAACGGACUCAGGAAUUCCGGAGCUGGAUCUGGGAGUGCCAGAGUUUGUCCCGCCGGGAAUGCCGGAGCAAAUUCCCUGGAACGACCCCGGGCCCCGCGGAGCACUCGGAAAACCCGACGAGCCGUGCCUGGGCUCCCAGCUGGACGAGCUGCUGUGCCCGCCCAGCACUCCCGAGGGCCGGAACGAUGAGAAGGCGCUGCUGGAGCAGCUCGUCAGCUUCCUCAGCGGGAAGGAUGAGACUGAGCUGGCUGAGAUAGACAGGGCACUCGGCAUCGACAAACUCGUACAGGGCGGGGGGCUGGAGGCUCUUUCCGAGCGCUUCCCGGCGCAGCCGGCCCCGCCGGCGCUGCUGCUGGAGCCGAAAGCGGGGCUGUACCCGCAGCCCUUCCCCUCGGCACCCCCUUCCUCCGGCGUCCCCGCCGCCUUCCCCGGGAUGGCGCGGCCCAAACCGCCCUUCGGAGGAGCCGCUCCCGCCGCUCCCGCCCCGGCCCCGCGCGCGGCGUUCCCGAAUCCCGGGGGGGCUCCUCCCCGGCAGGGCCUCAGCCGGCCCCCCCCGGCUCCCAACCAGCUCCGCCUGCAGCUCCAGCAGCGGCUCCAGGGCCAGCAGCAGCUGCUCCACCAGAACCGCCAGGCCCUGCUCAACCAGUUCGCAGCCGCUGCUGCCAACGCCGCCGGCUCCGCUCCCGUCGGGAUCAACCUGCGGGCCGGGAUGCAGCAGCAGAUGGCGCCACAGGCGCCGCUGAACGCGCAGAUGCUGGCGCAGCGGCAGCGGGAGCUGUACAGCCAGCAGCACCGGCAGCGCCAGCUGAUGCAGCAGCGCGCCCUCCUCCUGCGCCAGCAGAGCUUCGCCGGCGCCGCCCCCGCCCUGCCCUCGGCGCUGGGGCCCGCCCGGCUGCCCCCGCAGCCGCCCCCGCAGCAGUUCCCGUACCCGCCCGCGUACCCGCCCGCCCCCGGCAGCCCCUUCGCCCCCGCGCCCGAGCGCGGCACCGGCGGCGCCGCCAGAGCGGUCCUGGCCGCGCCCUUCGGGGCCGGCGUGGGCACCAACAUGGGAACCAACAUGGGCACCAACAUGGGCAGUGCCAUGGGCACCGGCGUGGGCUCCAACAUGGGCACCGGCGUGGGCUCCAACAUGGGCACCAACAUGGGCAGUGCCAUGGGCACCAACAUGGGCACCGGUGUGGGCAGUGCCAUGGGCACCAACAUGGGCUCCAGCAUGGGCACCAACAUGGGCACCACCAUGGGCUCCGGCAUGCAGCCCCAGAGCGUCUUUCAGUACCCCCGGCAGUGUUCCCCCCCCCCAGGAAUGGCCCAGCAGAGCGAGUCGUUCGGGCCGUCCCUCAGCCCCGGCAGCCCCCUGAUGUCACCACCCGGCCCCGGCUACCAAUCCCCCGACGUGAAGGGCUGGCAGCAGCAGGGAGCCCUGGGCACCAACAGCGUGUUCGGGCCGGCCCAGCAGGGGCUCUACAACAACAUGAGCAUCACGGUGUCCAUGGCCGGGGGCGGCCCCGGCGCGCAGGGAGUGACCCCCCUGCCCGCCCCCAUGGCCGGGAUGAGCCCACUCCAGCCGGGAAUGGCAUCCGUGUGCGCCGAGCAGGUGCCGGAGGCGGCGCUGAGGCGGGGGCUCUACUGCAACCAACUCUCCUCCUCUGAGCUGCUCAAGGCAGACUCUGACGGGGCACAGGUGCAGCAGGUGCAGGUGUUCGCUGACGUGCAGUGCACGGUGAAUCUGGUGGGAGAUCCGUACCUCAACCCCCCCGGCGGCCCCAAAGCCACCGCUCCUGCUCCGGCCGCAGCUCCGGGCCAAGGGAAGAGCCUCCUGCAGCAGCUCCUGACAGAGUGAGCGGAGGACACAAGAGAUGAGUGGAAAAUCCCGGCCAGAAAUGGAAAAUCCCGGCCAGAAAGUGGAAAACCCCGGCGAAAGAGAUGAAAAUCCCGGUGAAAGACAUGAAAAUCCCGGUGAAAGACAUGAAAAUCCCGGCCACAGAGAGAGUGGACACACGGACACACAGAAAGAGAGACAGAGAGACAGAGAAAGAGAGAGAAAAAAUUAUAUAUAUUAUCUAUUUUUGUGGGGGUUUUGAUAGCUCGCCCCGCGGCGGGAGGGGCGGG